Messenger RNA from Neltuma alba, 1139 nucleotides. Its product is annotated as probable leucine-rich repeat receptor-like protein kinase At2g28990. The record is from RefSeq and is a predicted model, not a curated record. Lineage: Eukaryota; Viridiplantae; Streptophyta; Magnoliopsida; Fabales; Fabaceae. The coding region runs from base 12 to 1139 and encodes 375 amino acids. The transcript has 5 exons.
CAACAGAUCCCAUGGAAAGGGCGCCAAAGUUGAAUCUGUGCUUAGGCUUAUGUCUUGUUCUCAUCCAACUGCUCCUUCAUGUUGGCAACACGAUGGGAGAUGGAAGGAAACUCACCACCAACAAUGACACCAAUCCUGGAUUCAUAAGCAUUGAUUGUGGAGCCACUCAUGAUUACGUAGACAAGGACACGGGCAUAUGGUAUCAGACAGAUACAAAGUUUGUAGAAACUGGUACAAAUUCUACUGUUCUCCCAACUGUUAACCUUGAUUAUCCUUAUUUUGGGGGACUUCUAAGCACGUUGAGAAGCUUCCCAGAAGGAAAAAGGAAUUGCUAUAGCCUCAAACCAAAACAAGGCAAGAACCAUACUUAUCUCAUCAGAGCUUACUUUGCUUAUGGAAACUAUGAUGGUAAAAAUCAAACUCCAAUCUUCGACUUGUACCUUGGCGUCAAUCAUUGGGACACUGUUUACGUUGGAAAUAACAAUGAUGGUUAUCACAUUACUGAGAUUAUUCAUACCCCCACAACAGACACAGUACAUGUGUGCCUUGUAAAAACUGUUGUGGGAGUACCUUUCAUUUCUGCAUUGGAGCUUCGACCUCUCAGCGAUGCUAUUUAUCAAACAUCUUCACCUUCUCAAUCAAUUUUAAUCAAUCAAGGAAGAUUCGAUGUUGCCUCUACUAGUUCUGCCACACGCAGCAGGUACAAGGAUGACAUCUAUGAUCGUUUAUGGCUCAAACUCGACUCUCAGAACUGGAUCAAAGGAGAUAUAGAUAUUGAUCCUGCAAGAACGAACGAUUCUUAUAAAUUACCAGCACAACCUGUAAUUCUUGAAUACUUGAAGCCACAAACCGUUGUUCCUCAAAAUGCAAUUCUAGGCAAUGUCCGUUUUAAUAUUAGUGCAGCAUCUGAAUCUGAUGCUCCUCCAAUCCUCAAUGCUUUUGAGAUUUAUCAACUGAUAUCGCCAAUAUCAUCCCCAACUGAUGAAAGAGACGUAAAUGCUAUCAUGGAAAUCAAAGACACGUACAAGAUCUCCAAUUUAGAUUGGCAAGGAGACCCAUGUGUUCCAAAACUUGCUUGGGAUAGACUAAGCUGCCGUUCUGGUAUCAAUGGUAAAAAUGCUAGGAUCGUCUCAGUGUAA